ACGCUGAUUGAGGGAGACAUCAUUGCAAUGAGUCAUCUGAUCAAGGAGAGGAAAAUCACUUUCCCGCAACGACAGUCUCUCGAUCAGGAUGAGCUACGGACAAUGAUCAUUGAGACUGUUCAAUCGAAGGCUCUCUUCCCAAACAUCUUCAGCCGCUCCCGGCAGCAGCCGCGAACUUCAAGUCCGCAGUUUGGGAACGGAGCCAGCAGCCUGGUCGACAUGGAGGAAAGCAAGUCACGUCGUGGCGGCAAACUUUUCAUUGCUUCCUCCCAGAACGAGAGCAUGCAUCCCCGCAGCACGGGGAAGGUUCGAUACGUGAGGGAGAAGAGCCUGUCGCAUGCAGAGGCGUCACAGUGGAUCGUUGGAGGUCCUCCUCAGCGGCCUCUCCUCCCCAAGUUGGGGAUCGGUCGCCUGCACGCGGACUCGUUCUACAGCAGCCACUUGCCAGUCCCUCUCACAGACUACAACUACACCUCACCGGAGGUCAGGCUGAAGUCGCACUCCAAGAUCGUUGACUUUCAAUCCUCCGUCUCCUUGCGGUCUCCUGAGACGGUCAAGCCGCCAAGGGCCUCCUCGCUCGCGUUCGCGGACCUCGUUGCUCAAGGAGACUACAGCAAGGAGCGGACGUCGAGGAAGAGCUUCAAGGAGACGGCUGUUCGAAUCAGCCACUUCAAGAGCAUCAUGAGCGCAAGUCGCUGAAGGGACCAACGAGUCCAUGUACACUACCAAUAGAAUGUUGAGUAAAGAAUGUUUUCAUAC
This is a messenger RNA of Guillardia theta CCMP2712, 759 nucleotides long. RefSeq lists its product as hypothetical. The transcript has 7 exons. The record is from RefSeq and is a predicted model, not a curated record. The coding region runs from base 28 to 699 and encodes 223 amino acids. NCBI's taxonomy places the organism in Eukaryota, Cryptophyceae, Pyrenomonadales, Geminigeraceae.